Humulus lupulus (European hop) is the source of this 906-nucleotide messenger RNA. Its product is annotated as outer envelope pore protein 16-4, chloroplastic. Gene Ontology annotation, cellular component: TIM22 mitochondrial import inner membrane insertion complex. The transcript is spliced from 6 exons. Gene Ontology annotation, biological process: protein insertion into mitochondrial inner membrane. The record is from RefSeq and is a predicted model, not a curated record. Gene Ontology annotation, molecular function: transmembrane protein transporter activity. NCBI's taxonomy places the organism in Eukaryota, Viridiplantae, Streptophyta, Magnoliopsida, Rosales, Cannabaceae. The coding region runs from base 110 to 502 and encodes 130 amino acids.
UAUUCGGCCGUUUUUAACCUAUAGUAGUGCAUUUCUGGGCUCUUAAGCUCGACAUCUACCUCAAGCUCAAGUUGUAAUGAACAAAGGAAAAUCGAAGACAAAGUCGUAAAUGGAGGAAGAACUGGGCCGACUCGCUCCUUGCUCUUCUCUUGCUGUAGAUUCUGUCCUCCGCGUCGGAACCGCUGGUGCAAUAUGGGGAUUAUGCGCUGCUCCUUAUGACGCUCGUAAGCAAGGCUUGACUGGAUUUUCCCAUGCUGCUUUUGUGGCAAGGUCGAUAGGCGGCUAUGGCUUUCAGUGUGGACUUGUUGCUGCAAUUUUUACUUCUACUCGUUGCGGGCUUCAAAGAUACAGAAGAAAGGAUGAUUUGGUGAAUGCUCUUGUUGCGGGCGCUGUAGCAGGGGCCACUGUUGCUGCUGGGACACGAAACUUGAAGCAAGUAGUGGGAACAACUUGUCUUGUUUCUGCCUUUAGUACUGCUGCUGACUAUUUCAGAACAAUGUGAAAUACUUCUUGGUAUUAGUGUUGAAGAUAAAUGAUACACGUGUCCUUAUCAAUGAAAAGCAUGCAUGGUGUCUUCCACUAUCAUACAAUUAAUAGAACCCAAAGCCAAAGGUAGCGAAGGGUUCUCUCCUUUCCGUUCCUUCUCUACAUCGAACACCAGUCAAGAUCACAGGUAUUAGUCAUUAUUUUCUUUCUUGACUAAGGGCCAGUUUGGAAAAAGCAGAUGUAAUUGUACUGUGGGGAAAAACAACUGCAAAGUUUGAAAUUAAAUUGCUGUGUUGGAAAAGCUGUAGCAGAGUGUUUGGUAAACUCUAUUUGAAGUGUUGUUAAACUAUAUUUGAAGUAUUUGGUAAACUAUAUUUGAAGUGUUGUUAAAUAUUAAAGAAUAAAUAAUAUUUUUGCUCC